CAGUUAUUAUCUACUCACCCAUGGUAAUGACUUUCAAUAGAGCCAAAUAGGUUAUCACUAUCUCAACAGCACAAAAAUAUUGAUCAUUUUGACCUAUACAGUCUGUAAUCAGCCUUUCCUAGAUAAAUAUAUUCGAAUAAUUAUCUGACUUGUGUCAUACGAUUUGGGCUUGUGAGUAAAUAGUGAUCAUGAAUAAGUUCGUCCUGAUUUGUAUUUUUGUCACGUUGGUCUCGGCUAGACCAGCAGAGAAAAAAUGGGAAGCAAAACUGCACAAAAUCCACGACGAAUGUCAACUGACCGCUCCUACUCGCUCACCAGAGGAGGUGACCCUAACCCUCGACAUAGCUCGUGUGAAGGCGCUCUCCCUGUGUAUCAACGUCAAAUCGGGCAUCCAGAAUGAACAAGGAGACAUCGAUAGAGCCGCCCUGGGGAGCCUCUUGGGGCAAGAUCCCCAGGCAGAGGAGAUUGUUAAGCAGUGUGGUGACCGCAAGGGAGACACACCGCCUGAUGCUGCAUACAGAUUAUUUCAGUGCUUGGUAGAUUAUAUGUCCGUCAGUCAACCGAAAUAAGCAAAGGGAACCCUAGUACUCAAUAUUCCUAGAUUUUCAUCAAAUUCUGGGAAAUAGGAAAUAAUCAGAAAGUGAUUUCUUGUUAUACCUACUCUAGAUAAAAAGUAAACAUGUGUCAUGAGUU
This is a messenger RNA of Phaedon cochleariae (mustard beetle), 693 nucleotides long. The record is from the annotation of a GenBank genome assembly. Lineage: Eukaryota; Metazoa; Arthropoda; Insecta; Coleoptera; Chrysomelidae.